Molecule: messenger RNA, 1815 nt
Organism: Adineta ricciae
Lineage: Eukaryota; Metazoa; Rotifera; Eurotatoria; Adinetida; Adinetidae
Source: the annotation of a GenBank genome assembly
AUGUUAACUUUAUUGCGUGGUGGGACGUUACUCAAACGCUGGUGGCGGUUAUUACUUAUUUUACUCGCUCCAUUAAUCCUUCUUCCAUUACCUGUUGUUAUUAAAACCGUUCAAGCAAGAUGUGCAUACAUUGUAAUUCUUCUUACUAUUUAUUGGGUAUCUGAAGUAAUGCCAUAUGCAGUAACUUCAUUACUACCAUUGGUUUUCUUUCCAAUGGGUGGUGUUUUGCCUGGUGACAGAGUCGGUUUAAACUAUUUCAAAGAUAUUACAACAAUGUUUGUCGGUAUUAUGAUUCUGGCUUAUGCUAUGGAACAUGUUCGUUUACAUAGACGAUUAGCAUUAUUAGUACUGAAAUAUGUUGGUGCAUCAGUCACAUGGAGUUUAGCCGGUCUGAUGGGAGUAACCGCUUUUCUGAGCAUGUGGAUAAAUAAUUCAGCAUCUGCGAAUAUAAUGAUACCAACUGCAAUAGCCAUUGUCAAUGAACUUAAAAGCUAUGAACAGGCAACCAAACAAACAGUUGCAACUAGUAAGAAUAAAAACGAACAAAACUCCAGUACUAUUAUGUUAAAUGAUUUCAAAUCUGAAUCCAAAAACGCGUCAUCUACAGAUGACAAUACAACUGACCAAACAUUCACACUUCAAAUUCAACAUCUGAUCCCAAUCAAUCUAAAGAUUUCUCAAACGACAUCGACUACAAACGUCUUGAAACAGAAGAACAAACAUACUCUAAUACCCGUAUUUACAGGGUUUUUAAUUGCUGUGGUCUUCAGUGCGGCUAUUGGUGGUAUGAUGACAUUGGUAGGAACAGGUCCAAAUAUUUUCGUUAAAGGAUUCAGUGAUCAAUACUAUGCCAGUGGAAAUAUCAGACUGCAAAUUUCAUUUGCUAACUUUCUUCUGUAUGGUUUACCAAUCGGUAUGAUCAUGCUUGUUCUUGGUUGGUUAUGGUUAGAAAUCUUGUAUAAUCGUAAAAGUUUCUUUCAAAUUAAAAAAUUGAAGAUAGAAGUGGUUGAAUCGGCAAACAAUUUGCAGUCUAUUCUUAAACAACAGCAAGAAGAAUUAGGUGUAUUUAGCUGGAGAGAAUAUAUUAUUACAAUAUUGUUUGUUACGGUUAUCCUUCUUUGGAUCACACGUGAUUUUUCAAGUUAUCGGGGAUGGGAUAUUUUGUUUCGAAAGGAUUAUGUAACGGAUAGAACGACUGCUAUGCUCAUUGGUUGUCUUCCAUUGAUUCUACCUGAUGAAAAUCCGUUCAGUAGUAAAGUUUCAGAUUGGGAAUAUCAUCCUAUUCUUAAAUGGAAUGAACUAGCUAAAGCAUUUCCUUGGAGUGUAUUUAUGCUGCAAGGUGCAGGUUUAGCAAUUGCUGAUGGAUUCACGGCAUCAGAUCUGUCAAGUACUAUUGCCACUUUUCUUCACUUUAUUGUUGGAGCACCUCAAGCUGCCAUCAUCCUCAUUGUUACUGUCAUUAGUGCUGUAUUUACUGAAUUUACAAGUAAUCUUGCUUGUGCCAGUAUUUUGUUUCCUAUUUUGGAUAGUAUAGCGAAAACAGCAAAUAUUCAUCCAGGUCGUCUCAUAUUACCAUCGUGUAUGGCUGUUUCACUGUCAUUCAUGUUACCCAUUGCUACUCCGCCGAAUGCAAUGAUAUUUAUGAAUAGUAAUAUGAGAAGUAGAGAUCUACUUGUGGCAGGACUUGGUAUGAAAAUCAUUGGAAUCGUCGUGAUAUUUCUCGUUUCACUAGCUUUACUCUCACCUGUUUUCCACAUCAGUAGCAUAGCACUAAUUUCAAACAGUACAUUGAUGACAAACGUUACAAGUGGAUAA